CAGGAAAUAGAAGUCAGUAGAGAUGUUCGGAGAGUAGUGUUUAGUCAUUUGUCCGUACGUUCUAGAUCAGUAAGCGUUCUCGGCAGGAUCUUGGGGUAACAUGCAGUGACCAGACAUGGGGGGCAAUAUUACCCGUGUGUUUAGGAACUUUAAUCUGGAAAAUCGCGCUCAUAGGGUUAUAGGGGAAAAAAAAACAACCACAGCUCCGCUGCAUCCGCGCACAAAGGAUGCAAUACAGGCGGUGAUAAGCGAAAAUCCGUACAUUCAGGAAAAAAUUAACAAAAAAGAUGACAUUCUUCUGUCAUACCUGAAAGAAGUUUAUGUUGAUUCCUCUGACCCACCAGUGGAGGUAAGGAAAGAUAUCCCACCUGAACAAGAAGAACGCAGACUUCCGAAACAAACCUUGAAGAUAAAUGCUUUAGCCAUUUUGGAUGUGGAAAAUAUUCCUAAAGGAAAAAUUUCUAUACCAGAGGUUUUGACCGCCCUUAACAAUCACAAACAUUCUCCAGAAACUUGGACAGCAGAAAAAAUAGCAGAGGAAUAUUCUCUAAAUCUGCCUGACUCCAAGGCUUUACUAGAAUUUUUUAUGCCUUUUGAUGUGAAGAUUAUUGCAAAAAAGAACAAGGAAAUGACUGAAACCUAAAGUUUGCUGCUUAUGUGUACAUUUUUGUACUGGUAUUAUUAUAUUUUAAGAAUGUACCUUCCUUGAUUGUAUUUCUAGUUUAUUAUACUUUGCUCUAAAAAUAAAAAGCUAUAUCAAAUAGUUCAAAUGUCAUAAAAGCAUAUCAAUAGUUUAAAACCCUGGGUACAUCUGUCAAUUCAGACAAAUUUUGAUCCUUGAAACAUUGAACAUUGCUGGGCUGGUGGAUUACAAAUGCGGCAGUUGUAAAGUGUGAUUAAACUGAACACUAAAAUAUA
Bombina bombina (fire-bellied toad) is the source of this 918-nucleotide messenger RNA. RefSeq names its product NADH:ubiquinone oxidoreductase complex assembly factor 4 (gene NDUFAF4). The record is from RefSeq and is a predicted model, not a curated record. Bases 116 to 643 code for a protein of 175 amino acids. Gene Ontology annotation, biological process: mitochondrial respiratory chain complex I assembly. Gene Ontology annotation, cellular component: mitochondrion. The transcript has 3 exons. NCBI's taxonomy places the organism in Eukaryota, Metazoa, Chordata, Amphibia, Anura, Bombinatoridae.